Naegleria lovaniensis is the source of this 2505-nucleotide messenger RNA. RefSeq lists its product as uncharacterized. The coding region runs from base 1 to 2505 and encodes 834 amino acids. The transcript has a single exon. Lineage: Eukaryota; Heterolobosea; Eutetramitea; Acrasida; Naegleriidae. The record is from RefSeq and is a predicted model, not a curated record.
AUGUGGAGAUCAUCAUCAACCACCACAUCCAACCACCAUGAGCUACAGCAACAUGAUGAAACUCGGUCGCUACCAAUCCAUUCUCAUUCGGAUCACCAUCGCUCCAUGUCUCAUCUCUCAAUGAUGGCUGUGGUUGUACAACAACAGCCACAACAACAACAAGAUCCUCUCAGAGAGUUGAUCACAGAACAUGAUCACGCAAGCAAGCGCUGUCACCACCAGCAAGAAAUAUUUCUGGAAUUCUCUUCUAACACUGAUGAUCAUUCACAGAUCAACAACAACAACCAUUUCACUCCAUUCAUACCACCACCAGACCAUCCAGUCCACACAAAAACUCCCUCCUACGACAUGAUAGGUUCGAAUGGCCAUUCGGAACAUCAAAACUCCUUGUUCACACUCAAAAAGAAAGUGAAAAAAGUUCUCUCCAUUAAACCAAACCACACCACCACCACAACAACAACUUCUACUACUUCCACAAGUACAACAACAACAACAACAAGUACAUGUCAUCCUAUGACUGAUGGUUGUUCAAUGAUCAUGAUGACAUCAUUAUCGGUCGACCAUAACAAUUCUCUUCUGGCACCAUGUCACAAUAAUUUCACACAACAACUCGACGAUUUAUUAUUACAACCACCACCACCACCACCACCAUUACACACUUCAUUACUCGAAAACAACAAUGAAUGUAAUAAUGAAACUUCCUCGUGUAGUGAUGGUACGAGUUCAACUCAAAAUUCUUCUCAAGUUAUUGUGGUGAACUCUUUAAUUUCUUCUUCUUGUAAUCAUUCUUUGAACAAUCCAAUGAUGAUACAUAAUAAUGAAGAAUUGAUCAGAGAAACAUCCAAUAAUGAUGAAUUUAAAAACUCUCAUCAUGAUGAAGAAGAAUUAAAUUCUUUUGUGAAAAUAACAACAAGACUCAAUUUGGCACAAGUCUCUCCUCAGAGCGGUGGUGGUGUUGGUGGUGUUGGUGGUGGUGGUAUCAUCAUGUCAAGUAGUUGUAGCACAGAGGAUGGUAUUAAUCUGUCACAUGAUAAUCAUAGUGGUAUCAUCAUGUCAAGUAGUAGUACUACAGAUCAUGAUGAAAAUAAUCAUCCAAUCAUCAAUAGUAGUACAACAACCAUGUCAUGGUCUCAAUCAUCCUCUCAAACAUCACCCAUUGAAUCAUCAACACUUGAUUCUCCUCCUGGAAGAUAUUCCAUUUCAGCAGCAAAGAAGAGAUCCAAUGCCAUGAUUAAGAUGAACACGAGUGGUACCACUCAAAAACAAGUGGAGUUCAUGUCAACACAUGAAAAACCAUCAUUAAUGGAAAUGAAUCAUCAUUCAAAUAAUCAUCAACAACAACACGAUACCAGCAUGGUGAAUAAUAAUCAUUCAAAUAAUAAUAAUAACAUUCACACCAAUAAUCAUUCCAAUAUGAAUCAUAUCAAUAAGCAUUCGAAUAGGAAUCACAUCAAUACAAUUCCCAAUAAUAUUACAAAUAAUAAUAUUAAUACUAAUAAUAAUAUUAAUAAUAUUAAUAAUACUAAUAAUAAUCAUAAUAAUAUUGGAAUUCACCACACAAUGAUGAAUCAUACUCAACAACAACCUGUAUUCAUGUCAAAUCAAACCAUAUUCCUUUCCAAUUCUAGUAUCAUUCUAGAAGGUACUCUCUACAAGAAGAGAAAAAAGACGUUCAGCACGUUUCAACAACAACAUGUGCAAUUGUGUCGAACUUGUAUUUUAUACACGACUGAACAUGAAUCCAAAGUUCACAAAAUUGAUAUUCAUUCCAUUAAGAAAGUGACCAAACAUUCCAAUCCUCAUUCCAAUGAAUUAUACAAGUAUCGAUUAGAGUUGAUAAUUUCUCAUCCCAAUUUUCAACCUAAAUCUAAAAAUAAUGGGAAAACGAGUAGUUCAACAACAACUUCAAGUACCAACACAAGUAUCACUUCAAGUACUAAUAUUAGUGGUAGUAGUAGUAGUAGUAUCAACAACACCAACACCAACACCACCACUAGUACUACUGCAAUGACAAGUACUAAUCCAUCCAAUCCUAGUCACUCUUCACUCUUCCUUGCAACAACAUCAUUUCCUCCCACACACUAUUCAACCACUACCAUUGAAUGGUAUUGUUCUUCUGAGAAUACUCUCAAUGAAUGGUUGAAUCAAAUUCUACAAGUUUAUUCUCAAUACGAUGUUGAGAAUCAAUUUCAUGAAUUAUGGAAUAGUAUUUAUCAUUCAAAAUGUCAUGGAAAUGAACAAUUAUUUCUUUCAUUUAUUGUUCAGAAAUUAAUUCAAGACAAGAUGAAGAGAGUCAUGAAUUCAACAUCAUCAUCCACUUUUCGUAAUGACUUGUUGAAAAAUGAAUUACAAUUUCAAUUGAAUACGAUACUUAAUGAAAAUAUUCAAUUGGAUCAUCGAAUCAUGAUGAAUGGACACUCCUCUGGACACCAUAAGAAGAAUAAUCAAUCUCCAACUGAAAAUGGUUUUAGUAGUGAAGACGAUGAGGAUGACACUGGAGUGUAA